Molecule: messenger RNA, 2250 nt
Organism: Rhinocladiella mackenziei CBS 650.93
Lineage: Eukaryota; Fungi; Ascomycota; Eurotiomycetes; Chaetothyriales; Herpotrichiellaceae
Exons: 1
Coding region: 1-2250 (749 amino acids)
Source: RefSeq, a predicted model, not a curated record
AUGGGUACCGGUCAAAGAUUUCAUCUGCCAGGGCCACUGAGAAGGUGGAGGCCCAAUGUUCAAUAUCAAGAAUGGCAAACAGACGGGAAGGAAUACAAGGCACGGCAUAUACUCGGGAUCACAGAAACUGCCCUGAACACAGCCCGUAAUCAGAGUAUCAGCUCUUCUGCUACGGCGCGACUGCCAGCCUUGUCGUUUUCUGACGCCACGACCGAGUUGGGAUCUUCUCAACCGCCACCAGAAAGGGCAGACACAACUCCGGACCUUCACCUGAAAGCCUCGUCAGUGCUGUUGCAUGAGGAAUUCCAGCUCCAUGCUGAUGCGGCCAGCUCUACUCGUUCCAGGCGACUCAAAACUUGUGGCUCCUCUUCCACUCUUAAUUCACAUUAUGACCGCCAGGACACACCCCUUGCCAUAUCUCAACAGACCUCGGAUUCGUCCAGACGCGAUUUCGCUCUCCGGAAGGGCUCACCAAUCGUCAUCCAAUCUACCACUCCAGACAAGGACUCUCAACGUCAAUUGCGGCUCUUUAGAUCGUCAAAAAAUCGAGACAAGUCUGAAAAGAAAAAGCUCACCAAGCCAGGCCCUGAGUCUCCCUCUUCACCAGCUCGGACGUUGUUUGGCAGCCAACGGUCAUGCGCAUCGUCCGACCAUGGUGCACACCCUGUCCCGGCCAUGUCCUCGCAGCCUCCUCUCCCUGACCAGCCGGCAAAAUCUCACAAAGGCGUUCGCUUCAACCAUACUGCUGCCACAACUUCUAUCAGCUCCAAGAAGUCGAAGGGAAGCUCCACAAUGUCUCCGCCGAAUGCGACCAAUGUCAAAAUCAAUAUCAAACGACCGAAGGCUGGGGCCAAAUAUUGGUUCGACGGACUCGAAGUCGAAAGUAGCGAAGACGAGAGCAUUCAUGAGCCAGAACUACAGCAAAGUUUCGUCGCUGGGAUGGAAAUGGCGUUCGAGGACGGCCGAAUUGGCCUUCUAUCCAAGGACGCGAAUCGAGUCUACAAUGCCACAGCAGAUAUGCUUGGUCAAGGUUCGGGUCCGCUCAGUUCCCAGACCAAACCUCCAUCCAGCCACUUGCUUCCAGCCUCGGCUAUUCCACCACGCAUCUCAACCCUCAAUGCGAAGUCGUCGAGGUCUACACUGUGUCAGAAUGGGUCGCAACGGGCUUCGUCAACCCCGUCGAAGCCAAAGGCGAGUUCACUCGCGUCCAUGGAUCUACACCAUACCAGCAUCCUGGAUCUAUCGUCUUCGGAUGACGACGAGCCUCCGCCCCGCGACACAGAAAUCGUGGAAAAUUCAUUGCCACCACUGCGUGAGAGUAUCGCUGUUGAAUCCCUCACGGAAUCAGAAAUCGAGAUCGCAACGGCCAAGGCUGUUGAGACUAAGCAACAGUCGUCAUUCCUCGGUACGCCCAGUUUAAGGCGUGUGCAUGGCGGCCAACCUAGACGGAAAGAGAGAGCAGCAAUGAAUGUUCACCAUAAGCGACCGGGUCGACGGUUCACGUAUCUCAGUGACCAAUCAUCGGACCCAAUGUUAGACGAAACCGAUUUGCUCACCUCAUUUCCUGCGACGCCAACCGAUCCGCCGUCUUCACAACGUGAGUCUUUUCAAGGCUCUUGUUUGUCUGAUGGUGCAAGCAUAGAAAGCCGAAGACUUAUGAGCGUAACCAGGCAGGAAGAGUCACUGCUGGCUGCUAUGAGAUUGAGGAAGGCAGUCUUAAAUCAGGGCCAUGGAGGUACAGCUGAUCGCCGAGUCCGGGCACUGAGAGGCGUACCUACAAGGCCACAGCGGCAACUACAGAGAAGUUCCGUGACCAUGGAAGUCCUAGCUCACUCGCAAACUCGAAAGCCAGAACGUGUACAGUCUAUCUACUCUGGAAAUUUUGACCAAGCUUCAUGCACGACUUUUCAGACCGGCAUAUCGAACGACCCAAGCGUGCGGUUCUCUCUCGCAAGCUUCCGAACAGAAACAUCAGUAGAACCGGAGACUGAUGUGUCUCCAUCAUUGGUUAUGACCUCACCAACUUUUCUCGCACCAAACCCAGGCAAUCGUAUGAGCCGUUCGACAUUCUUUUCGACAUCGACCAAUGACUCGAGAGACAAUUUAUGCAACCGUCGAGAGAGCCACUACCUUUCAACCCUGGAAAAACUCCAAACUGUUCCGCAGAGGGACGAAGUUUCAUCGCAGGAUUUCAUCGACUGGCCAUAUCGUGGAUGGGAGACUCGGUCGAAACUCGCGGCUGCGCAUUAA